CCAUUUCGCAUUCAUUUACGAACGUUGGAGGAGCUUCUUCGUGUGAGUCUGUUCCUGGUCAGUCUGUACGUCUGUUUCGCUCGAUUACAGUGGUGAAAGAGGAGACAAAUAAAAUCUAAUACAAACGAAGAGAGUUUCGUACUGUUUGAAGGAGCACUGUGCAGCGAGGAUAACGGCGAUCAUCGUUACGUGAUUGAGCGUGUUAUGCAUGAUACUGCAUAUUGACGUUACACGACAUAGCGGAUUGCACGAGUCGGAAUGCAGUUGUCGAGAUAGAUCGGAAUAGGUGGGAACAAGUUGCAACCGGCCGAAAGAGGGAAGAACGGUGGGAGCUUACGCGGACGUGUGAGAUUCAGCUGUAACAGACACACGGCAACAGCGUGCCGGCAUCGUACAUUGAUCUACGCGAGGACGGAGAUUGGUUAUUGAAAAAAUGGCGGCCGAGGCUCCGAUGCUAAAUAAGAACCGAAUGAUGGUGUUUAAGAACAAAGGCAAGGAUCAAGAGGAGAUGAGAAGAAGACGCAAUGAAGUGACUGUAGAAUUACGUAAAAAUAAGCGUGAAGAGACUUUACAAAAACGAAGAAAUGUGCCUAUCACAGAUUCAACAGAUGAAGAUGAUAUUGAUAAACAUCUUGCAAAAAUCAGUUUGGAAGAAUUAGUAGCAAAGGCUGCUAGUUCAGAUCCAACAGAACAAUUACAAGCUGUACAAUCAGCAAGAAAAUUAUUGUCAUCAGAUCGUAAUCCACCUAUUGAUCCCUUGAUAGAGAGUGGUAUUUUACCAAUUUUAGUUGGAUGUCUGGAACAGCAUAACAGCCCAUCUUUACAAUUUGAAGCAGCCUGGGCUUUAACAAAUAUUGCAAGUGGAACUUCAGCCCAAACGCAAGCUGUGGUAGCAGCUGGUGCUGUACCGCUGUUUUUACAUUUGUUGCUUUCAAGUCAGCAGAACGUCUGUGAGCAGGCAGUAUGGGCCCUAGGUAACAUUAUAGGAGAUGGCCCAGUACCAAGAGAUUAUGUCAUUAAUCUUGGUGUUGUGCAGCCAUUGCUAACGUUUAUUAAACCAGAUAUACCUAUUACAUUUUUACGUAAUGUUACCUGGGUCAUUGUAAACUUAUGUAGGAAUAAAGACCCACCACCACCAGUUCAAACUAUAAAGGACAUUUUGCCUGCCCUAAAUGCGCUUAUUCAUCAUCAAGAUAUCAAUAUUCUUGUUGAUACAGUAUGGGCAUUGAGCUAUCUCACCGACGGUGGUAACGAGCAAAUUCAAAUGGUCAUUGAUAGUGGAGUUGUACCUCGUUUAAUACCGCUCCUCUCGCACAAAGAAGUCAAGGUGCAAACUGCUGCGCUCAGAGCAGUUGGCAAUAUCGUGACUGGCACAGAUGAACAAACGCAGACCGUUUUAAACUGUGAUGCACUUUCGCAUUUUCCUAAUUUAUUGACUCACCCCAAGGAAAAAAUAUGCAAGGAAGCAGUAUGGUUCCUCUCGAACAUCACGGCUGGCAAUCAAUCGCAAGUUCAAGCUGUUAUAGACGCUGCGUUAUUACCACUUAUUAUUCGUAAUUUAGCAAAGGGAGAAUUUCAAACACAGAAAGAAGCUGCAUGGGCAAUUAGCAAUCUUACAGUAAGUGGUAAUAGAGAUCAAGUUGCACGGCUCAUACAAGAAGGCGUAAUCGGUCCCUUUUGCGAUCUUCUGUCGUGUAAAGAUACUCAAGUUGUACAGGUGGUGUUAGAUGGAAUACAUAAUAUGCUUAAACUUGCGGGUCAACAGGUUGAGCAAUUGGCAAAUAUGAUCGAGGAGUGCGCCGGUUUGGAUAAGAUUGAAUCACUGCAAAAUCAUGAAAAUGUAGAUAUCUACAAGUUAGCUUACGAUAUCAUCGAGCAAUACUUUUCGGAGGAGGCUGACGAUACGAAUUUGGCACCACAAGUCGGAGAAGGAGCUUUCGAAUUUGAUCAGACGACGAGUAUUCCGAGCGAAGGUUUUAAAUUCUGAGAGGGCCUCCAUUACUUCUUAUCCGAUCGUGCCGUCCCCCGACGAACUCCAAUGUGGAGCCAUUCUGCUUUCCCUUUGCUAUUUCUACAUCCACCUUUUGCUCCAGUAAAAGCAUAGCAAUAUGACUUCAUCUGUCUUGCGAAUUACUACUGUAAUAAACGAUUAUUAUUAUUAUAGUAAUAAUACGGAGGAUUAUAUUAUUGCUUUUGCUGAUCUAAAACAUACAGCGUGACUUAUCGAUUUUUUCAUAUUCGGGAUAUAAGAAUGGAGUUUAAAAAGUCUAUUACGAAACGAAGAAUCCGUAACCAAACACAUCUGUGUAUUUUGAUUUCUAUUUUUCUUUCCGACUUUCUCCAUAUAAUGUGUAUGUUAUACUUUUUUUUUUAUUAUACAUGAUAAAUGUAUUAGUGAAGUUUUUAGUCAAACGCAGUUGCAGAACAUAACAUGUGCGCGCGUGUGUGCAGAUAAAUUAUUCUAGUAAAAUUAAUUAGCUGCUCUGCAUGGAUUGAAACGCGAAACGAAACAGAAGGAUCUUUCUAAUUGCUUGAUCUUGUUGCUCUCCACUCUAACUCAGGAUGAGUCUUGGUUAGCGCGCGAUAUUACUUUUAUAAAAUAAUUCGUGUAUAUUUUUUAGGCAUGUUAAAUUUAUAAUGAUAUUGAUUACUAAAUAAAAAAUCAAUUGACUACUCUUUACUAGCAUAAUUGAUAAUUGUGGACAUUCUGUAAGGAGCCAGACAACCAAUAAAAUACCAACGGAAACUCGACAAGACUUUAACUAUCAGUAGGUAGUUUUAUUUCGACGUAAUGAUAAUUUAUAUUAUAUGUAAGACGGAAUAUAUAUUACACGAGAUUAAAAAAUCGAAUGUGCCUGCGGUA
Harpegnathos saltator (Jerdon's jumping ant) is the source of this 2863-nucleotide messenger RNA. RefSeq names its product karyopherin alpha3 (gene Kap-alpha3). Lineage: Eukaryota; Metazoa; Arthropoda; Insecta; Hymenoptera; Formicidae. Gene Ontology annotation, molecular function: nuclear import signal receptor activity; protein binding. The record is from RefSeq and is a predicted model, not a curated record. Gene Ontology annotation, cellular component: cytoplasm. Gene Ontology annotation, biological process: protein import into nucleus. Bases 434 to 1987 code for a protein of 517 amino acids. The transcript has 9 exons.